Cucurbita maxima (winter squash) is the source of this 1802-nucleotide messenger RNA. Its product is annotated as U6 small nuclear RNA (adenine-(43)-N(6))-methyltransferase. NCBI's taxonomy places the organism in Eukaryota, Viridiplantae, Streptophyta, Magnoliopsida, Cucurbitales, Cucurbitaceae. Gene Ontology annotation, cellular component: nucleus. Gene Ontology annotation, biological process: rRNA base methylation. The record is from RefSeq and is a predicted model, not a curated record. The coding region runs from base 78 to 1550 and encodes 490 amino acids. Gene Ontology annotation, molecular function: 23S rRNA (adenine(1618)-N(6))-methyltransferase activity. The transcript is spliced from 8 exons.
UUGUUGGGUCCCUGUAUAACAGCGUAGGAACGAACACCGAACAAGACACAGAGCCCUGAGGGCUGCGAAAUUAGGCGAUGACGAGAAAGAAGAGGAAGACGAGAGAGGCAGCCACAAUCCAUCCCAGAAACAAAUACGCUGAAAAUCCACCAGAUUUUGCUCUCUUAGCCUCUCUAUACCCUUCCUUCCAACCCUUCGUCUUCCUUGAGCCCCGACCCAGAAUCGACUGGACCGACUUCAACGCCACCCGUGAACUUACCCGGGUUUUGCUUCUCCACGACCACGCCCUUCACUGGUGGAUUCCUGAUGGACAGCUCUGCCCAACAGUACCCAAUAGAUCAAAUUAUAUCCAUUGGCUUGAAGAUCUUUUGUCAUCUGAUGUCGUUGCAAAGGCAAAUAGGGAUAGAGGUAGUAAUGUAAGAGGUUUUGACAUAGGAACGGGGGCAAAUUGCAUUUACCCUCUUCUUGGUGCCUCUCUUCUUGGGUGGAGUUUCGUCGGGACAGAUGUGACGGAUGUAGCUCUAGAGUGGGCUGAAAGAAAUGUCAAAAGUAAUCCACAUGUUUCUGAACUUAUUGAAAUUAGAAAGGUAGAUGAUACCUUAGACGGUCUUACGACAGAAUUACGUAGUAAUGUAGCUGUUGAUAAUGAACGCAAGAUUAUGAAUGGUAUGGACGGUAGGGAAGUAGGGCCAUCCCCGCCCUCAUCCUCGUCAAAGGAGACGAUCCACUCGGAGAAGCGAUAUCAUGGUCCUCCCAUUCUUCUUGGUGUUGUCAAAGAUGGUGAGGAGUUUGACUUUUGCAUGUGCAAUCCUCCUUUUUUUGAGAGUAUGGAUGAAGCGGGAUUGAAUCCAAAGACUGCUUGUGGUGGAACUCCACAAGAGAUGGUUUGUCCGGGCGGGGAGAGGGCAUUUAUCAGUCGUAUGAUCGAAGACAGCAUUGUCUUGAAGCAAACUUUCCGGUGGUAUACUUCAAUGAUUGGGAAGAAAUCAAACCUCAGCUUCCUGAUAUCUAAACUUUGGAAAGUCGGAGUGACGGUUGUCAAGACUACAGAAUUCGUCCAAGGCCAAACUUGCCGGUGGGGACUUGCUUGGUCUUUUAUGCCUGCAGGACGGAAGAUUAUAUCUCCGCACGUCACUAACAAGAGCGUUUCGUCUUUCAUGCUCGAGGGCCUCCUUCCACAAGUCAGUGCCAUGAGUAUACUGCAAUCAGUCGAACGUUUUCUUAGCGCGGGUGGAGCUUCUUGUAAACUGAACACUUCUUCAUUUACAGUAGAUGUUACUGCAUCUAACGAUCACUGCCGAGCAAUUCUCGAGAAUGGGGCAUAUGAAGUCGACAAAGGUGCCAGUGGAGUACCUGUGGAAAAAUCCGAGCCUCAACCCUCAACUGAUCUGUGUUUUCGAGUUUCGGUCUUUCAACAGAUCCCUGGCACGCUUCUUGUGAAAGGCUCCUUGCAUCAUAAGAGUAGUCCUUCUUCAGGCUCAUUCUCACAGAUUUUCCACCGAUUAGAGGAAUUCCUGAAAGCUGAAUCUUGUAAAGAAAAGGUGUUAUAGGAGAUCCUUCUGCCUCGAACAAUCCUUAGAACUCGAGGAUACAGUCGUAUAACCUAUAAACAGAUCCUAUUUAUGUGGAAGCUGCACAACACGACACUUGUAUUGCACACUUCGCAGGGUCGGAGCAAACGAGAGUAAGUUAAAAGAUCGUUUAUACAAAAAGUUAGUAGGUACAAUUUUGAUCCUUACGAACUUCUUAGCUCCGCCCUUGUGACACUCAACAAAUCUAGUUAUUUUUGUAUCUUUUGAAAA